AUGUAUAUUCUACCAAUACUGACGGUAGAUCUUCCAUCAUUUGUGAUCGCUGAUCCGAAAUGGCCGUAUCUUAAGAAUCUCAAGCUCGCUGACCCGCGCUAUCUACAGCCGCGUCCUGUAGACAUUAUUCUAGGUGCAUCACCAGCCACACAGAUCAUGAACGCUGAGAUUAAACGUGGACUUCGCAAUUCUCCAAUUGCACAAUCCACCACGCUUGGUUGGAUUGUCUAUGGAGCUGUCACCGCUAAACACGCUUCCACGUCACACGCAGCAUUGCAUGCGUCAUUAGACACAUUAUUACAAGACGCUAUCGCAAAGUUUUGGGAGCAGGAAGAGGUUCCAUCAGGUAAUUCACCGCUCAACACCGCUGAAGAAGACGAAUGUGAAGUUCACUUUCGUCAAACGCAUUAUCGACAGCCUAAUGGACGCUACGUAGUGAGAUUACCGCUUAAAGCCCCCGAGAGUCAACUUGGCGACUCUAUCAAAGCAGCCAUAGGGUCACUCCGAAGAUUAAUAAUUCGCCUGUCGCGAGAAAAAGAUUAUUCUGACAUGUAUCGCUCGUUCAUGGCAGAAUACAUAAAACUAGGACACAUGGUUCGAGUACCAAUCAAUGACUUGCCCGCAAACGCUUACUUCUUGCCUCAACAUGGGGUAUUGAAGCUUGAUAGCACCACUACGAAGCUCCGCACAGUAUUCAACGGUUCCUGUGCAACAUCUACAGGAAUUUCAUUGAACGACAUUCUACACACAGGACCCAAAACGCAAAUUGACAUCUUCGACGUGAUGUUGAGAAUCUGCUGCAACAGGAUUCUAUUCGCUACUGACAUCACCAAGAUGUUCAGACAGAUUGAGGUUGAUUCGCUUGAUUGGCCGCUUCAGUGCAUUCUUUGGAUGGAUUAG
Messenger RNA from Cotesia glomerata, 900 nucleotides. RefSeq lists its product as uncharacterized. NCBI's taxonomy places the organism in Eukaryota, Metazoa, Arthropoda, Insecta, Hymenoptera, Braconidae. The record is from RefSeq and is a predicted model, not a curated record. The coding region runs from base 1 to 900 and encodes 299 amino acids. The transcript has a single exon.